AUGAAAUCUUUUAUAUUUUUAUUUUUCUUGGUUAUUCUGAGUUUUCUAGCGGAAUUAUCGGACGCUAAAAUUGCAUGCCCUACUGGCUUUGCGUUGGUCAAUCAGCAGAAGUGUCUGAAAAUAUUUCCGAAUCACUUGAAGCAUUUGGAGGCGGAGCUUGACUGCACUCAUUUUGGAGGGACUCUUGCUACUAUUCAUAACGCUAUUGAUAACCGCGCCGUAUCCAAUUUCGCUGCCAACGCCGGAGUUCAAAACGCGUGGAUUGGUGUCUUUUGCUUUGAGAAUCAAACCACUUCUUGCUAUUAUGACGACAACUCGGGACCCCUCAGCUAUAAUAAUUUUAUUCCCGGGCACCCGAGACUAGACAAUGAUUACGGUGGAUGUGUGUACAUGACGACCACCGGGAAAAAUGCUGGACAGUGGUCGAGUGGACCGUGUGGAGUGGUGGGACUGGCGUUUGUUUGUGAGGUCCCGACUACGGUAGCAGAUCCCACGUGCUUGCACAACUUCAAUGGUAACUGCUACCUGCCAUCCCAUGAACUAACCGGUUCCCCACCCAACGCCACUUAUUCCGAUGCUCGAGGAAUCUGUCAUUCCAACUCUGCAGAGCUCGCUUCGAUUCAUUCCCAUCAAGAAAUUGAUUUCAUCCGAUCAAUCUACAAAGACCUCGAUUUCUAUUCCGUUUUGAUUGGUGGUCAGGUAUCGGCGGAUGUUAACAAUGUUACCUGGGUGGAUGGUUCAGAUUUCGACUAUAAUUAUAUGAAUCCGAUUGGACAGACAGAUGGCAAUUGCCUUCAGAUGAACACGAUCAAAAGUCAGACUAAUAAUGGAUUAUGGUCAAAAUUUAAAUGUGAAAGGAUCAAUUACUUCUUGUGCAAGAGGAAAAUUGGGGAUGCUGCUGUAAAUCCCAAAUUUAAGAGUGUAGCCAAAGUUAUUGACAAACCUACCCAUACCAUCAAUCUUGCCGACGCAUCCCACUGUAACUCUACAUUGUUUUUGGCUCCUGGAAUAGUCACUACCCUGGGAUACCCUAACUCAGUAGAAGGUGUUUUCUGUACCUGGAAAAUAGGAGUACUUGGUGCGUAUCGUGUCGGAAUCUACUUCACUGACUUCUCGAUAAACGGAGCUUUGAAUAUUUAUGAUGAAUAUGGAAACUUGAUUGAGGCCCCGUCGAUUUCGAGGUACCCAUUCCAGGCGUUAGGUCCGACAAAUCUAGUCUCGAUGACGCAUGACUCGAGAUAUGAGAAACCUGGGUUAUAUCAUGGAUUUAGUGCAACUAUCUUGCCAUAUUAA
Messenger RNA from Caenorhabditis remanei, 1293 nucleotides. RefSeq lists its product as uncharacterized. The transcript is spliced from 4 exons. NCBI's taxonomy places the organism in Eukaryota, Metazoa, Nematoda, Chromadorea, Rhabditida, Rhabditidae. Bases 1 to 1293 code for a protein of 430 amino acids. The record is from RefSeq and is a predicted model, not a curated record.